Messenger RNA from [Torrubiella] hemipterigena, 1163 nucleotides. The record is from the annotation of a GenBank genome assembly. NCBI's taxonomy places the organism in Eukaryota, Fungi, Ascomycota, Sordariomycetes, Hypocreales, Clavicipitaceae.
AAAGCACCAUGCGUCUGUCUCUACUCACCACUGUAGCUGCUGCUACUGCAGCAUCGACAACAACAACGCCGUCUUACACCGACGGCCGAAACCACAACAAAGACUUAACCGUCUCCGAAGCCCCAGACCACCUGCGCGCAUACGUCCUUCCCAAGUUCCACGGCCGCGGCAUCUACCUCUCGCCCACCCAAAUCAUCCGCUUCUCCAUCACCACCAACUCCUCCGACGGCGCCUUCUCGCUGAUCCAGCACACGGGCAAAGUCUCAGACUGGCUGAUUGCCCGUCCGCACACGCACAAGCUUGUCCACGAGCACUUUUACUCGUCGCGCGGCCGCUCAGAGCUUUGGGCGCAAAAGGACCAGGCCUCGCCGCAGGAAGCAAAGGUCGCUUGGGCCGGCGACUACGGCAACAUCCCCGAGGGAACCAUCCACACGUUCCAACUCAUCGACCCGGACUCGCAGCUCUCACACAUCUUCCACCCGGCCGGCUUCGAGCGCCUCUUUGAUGCUUACAGCCUGGGCGACUUCCACUCGACUGUUGGCGCGCCGUAUCUGCCUGAUCCUGCCGAUGCCCAGCCAUACGGCCCCGUCACCCCCAAGGAGUACAAGAAGCUGACGGGUCUUGAUGUCUGGCCUGUAGAGGAAAAGGACUUUUUGCCGCGCCGUGACUUUAUCAAUGGCACUGCGGGAGAUGUCACGGCCAACUGGCACAACGGCACCAAUGUGUUGCCUGCCGCCCAGGACCAGCCCUACUUUGUCGCCAACAACUACGGUCCCAAGUUCCUCAACACGGAGUCCGGAUACAAGGUUAUCCAGCCGCUCGCUACGCCUGAACAGGGCAACUUUACCGUGGGCACAGUCAUCAUGUCGCCGCGCCUGCACAAUGAGACCGCCGCCUGCGCCACGCUGCCUCACCACUUUGCUCUACAGAUGGACGAGGGUCAUCUCGUCCUGCGUGUUGACGGAUACAAGGAGACCUCGCUGCUCCAGGGUGAUGUUGCCUUUAUCCCGGCCAACACGGGCUUUUCGUACUACGCCAAGGUGCCCUUUACCCGCUUCAUGUACAUGAAUAACGGCGUCAAGGGUCUCGACUACGAGCUGCUCAAGACGGCCAAGCCUUGGGGGUUCCCGAGCUAUCCCAUCUACGCGGGCUACAAGCCAUAA